CCAUUCAAAUCAAUCUGGACUGACAAAACUGCAAUACUGGCUGGCAGAAAAGAUCUAAAACUUCAAAACCCGCAAACCUCUCAUGAAGAAAGGGUUAUUACAGCAGACGUCUUAUAUAAAAAGCAUUUCUUCAAGAUCACAAAUGUUUAUGCUCCACCGAAUAUGAAAGACAAAAUAGCUUUCUUUGAAAAUUGGAUUCCUCUUUUUGACGAAGACAAGAUAAACAUUAUUGCAGGAGAUUUUAACAAGCCAAUGCACAAAAUGACACAUCAAGAUUAA
Messenger RNA from Dentiscutata erythropus, 279 nucleotides. The record is from the annotation of a GenBank genome assembly. NCBI's taxonomy places the organism in Eukaryota, Fungi, Glomeromycota, Glomeromycetes, Diversisporales, Gigasporaceae.